CUACCACUCCUACCACUCCUACCACUCCUACCACUCCUACCACUCCUACCACUCCUACCACUCCUACCGUUAUCCUGUUUCUUAUUCAUUUCCCAUCAUCGAUCCUCUCACAUCGACCUCACCAUCGAUAUUACACCAUCGAUAUUACGACACCACCAAGCCGCUUCUCACCGCUAAAUCUCCCGUCACCAUUGCUCGCUAAUGCUAGGAUCAGCCACGCCUUCCCCCGAUAUCAGCCAUGUCGAACCCCCCACUUCCCUCGGCCCCAGCCGCACCCUUGACCGAACCAUCCCAAGAACCGCCGACCUCUGCCAGCUCGUCCCCGCACUCACUCCGAUGUCCGGCAUCUCCUCAACCGGAACGCCCUCGGCGUCAGCCAUUUCUUUCAUCGGAAUGACCUCGACGUCAACCAUGACCUUUACCGGAGUGCCCUCGACAUCGGCCUGGCCCUCCACUUCACUACCCUCCAUCAGUGACUUCACCGCACCAGCCCCAGUGCCACUCUCGACCGACGCCAUACGACGUUCGACAUCACCCCUGCGCUUCACCAGAGCUCCGCCGAAACCAACCCUGACGCUCCUCGCAUUCCCUAAUGAGAUCCUCUAUAAUAUCCUCGAGUUCCUCGUUCCAGUCCACGUCGAAAACAUCCGCUCGCAUCCAUUCGUAGCUCUCUCCAGCUCGUGCCGGCUCCUAUACCACUUAAUAGAGACUCGCUGUUUCCGCAUCCUCAACAAUGCAGCCGAAGAUCCCAGGGUCCGUAAACCUAUAUUGCCACCAUUUAGGACGGCUCGAGAUAACUGUUUCCGGAAUGUACUCAUCCGGUGGCUCGCACGACGGUGCAGAUACUGCCUCAUGCCGUCGUCGCGGCUCGCAGCGAUGGACGAGAGCAUCCGCUGCUACCGCCCCUGCGAUGAGAAGCUGCACGAGCUGUACGACAUCAUUGACGUUGGCUCGGCUAAGGAGAUGUGGGGGUUGCGAGACAGCGAGCUGCUCGUGUAUCUCCCUCACGGCCCUCACGGCGAUAUGAGGAGAUCCCUGGUGCGUGCCUACGUCGAGCAGAAGUUCGGGUUCGACGCCGAUCUCAUCUGUGCGGCCAGGAGCGCCUAUAUACUGGCCAGGCCGGUUCCCAUGGAUGAGAACAAUUCUGCUCAAAGCCGCGAGCAGGCGGCCAGGACGUUCUGGGCCGACAUGCGUCAGGACUAGGGUGUGGUGCUCACGCAAACGGGGUUGAUGCUUAAGCGGCCCACCGACGAGCAGCUGGACCUAACCGAGGCGGCUUUCUGGAAGGCCUUUCACGCCAAGGAGGCAAAGAGAAAGUGGCGCAGAAUGGAGCGCGACAAUAGAGCCGCCAUUGGUCUCAUACUAGUGAGGGAGGAAUACGCGGAUAUGAGGAGCAACUGGUACAAUGAGGUCGCGGGCAAUAAUCCUGCUGUCAUACUUGGCACGGUCAAGCAUGGAGACGAGGUCCGCAGGUUGACGGACAAGUACGAGGAACGUCAGGCCCGCAAGGGUGUUUGAUUUUCUCGGGGUUUCUUUUCUCGGGAGUUUUUAAUCCGUUCUGAGUGCGCAUGUCUUUGCUUUUUUGUGGCCUGACAUUAUUUUUUUUUGCUUUAUAAUCAAUAUUUUUUUUACUUGUUUACUUAAACCCGU
Tricharina praecox is the source of this 1650-nucleotide messenger RNA. RefSeq lists its product as uncharacterized. The transcript has a single exon. Bases 202 to 1203 code for a protein of 333 amino acids. Lineage: Eukaryota; Fungi; Ascomycota; Pezizomycetes; Pezizales; Pyronemataceae. The record is from RefSeq and is a predicted model, not a curated record.